This is a messenger RNA of Jatropha curcas, 499 nucleotides long. RefSeq lists its product as uncharacterized. NCBI's taxonomy places the organism in Eukaryota, Viridiplantae, Streptophyta, Magnoliopsida, Malpighiales, Euphorbiaceae. The record is from RefSeq and is a predicted model, not a curated record.
CAAAUACAUAAAAACCAGUCCACCUGUAAAUCUUAUCCAGACUUUAUAAACUAGUGCUGCCCUACUGCUACUAUAAAUGCCUCUCAUCUCACCCUUCUUGUCCAUCAGUUAAUCAAAAUUUCAAUAUUUUUAACCUGAAGAGAAAGAGAGAGAAGCGAAAAUGGCGGAUAUUGCUAUUUUGGUAGCAGAGGAGUAUGAAAGGAGAGUCAAGAAUUCAAGAAAAGGUAGCGGUGCUGAUACAAAAAUAGAGGUCAAUUGGGUUUCUUCUAUUUCUGAAAGGGUCAAGAAUUUUAAGGUUGAGCAAGAAAAUCUUGAAAUUGUGAAAUGGUUUUUGGACCCUAAAACCCAAAUUGGCGUUGCUGCUUCUAAUGGUUUCUUCUCUGCUUAAUAUUGCUUUGAUUUUCAUAUAAUUUGUAUAUAUUUGUAUUAUCAUGUUCUAUUUCCUGUAAGAUUUUGAAUCAUACAUUGAAAUAUUAUCUUCUUUUGGAGUUUCCUUGAA